CCUGCAGACGCUCUUGCGGGCUGAAUCAGGCUGAAUUCAUCGGACGCGGGUGUUUCUAACCUAGGAUCACCUAGGGUGCUUAGUGAGACAAUAGGAUCAGAUUGUGGUUAAGGUUUUUUUGAAAAAGAAUUUUUCUAUAAUUCACAAAUCGUCUCCGAGAUCCUAAACGUUGUACUAGAUACAGCGUGGAUUCGGAGCGACCGGUUGAAAAUAAAAGACAAACUACUCUUUCUUUGGUAUUUGAUUAGGUUAGUUUGGGAAGAAUGUCAGACGAAAUACAACCGGAUUUGCACUUAGGUCCUAAGCCUGAUGUUACUUAUCCUAUUCAAGUACAAUAUUGUGGGAAUUGCUCUCUUCCUAUUGAGUACUGUGAAUAUUAUCCCGAGUAUGAGAAAUGUAAGCAGUGGCUUGAAAGAAAUUUGCCCACAGAAUUUGAAAAGGUCAAAUUAGGUGAAGAUGUAGCUAUGGAAGGUGGAGCAGGGGAGGAUGAGAAAAAGCGUCAAAAACGUGGUGGUAAAGGAAUGCUCAAAACUAAGAAGAAGGAUGAUGUACCAAAAUUAGUCACAGUAUCUAGAGCUCCAAGAGGAAAGAAGAAGUCUGUAACUGUGGUUACAGGACUCAGCACUUUUGACAUAGACCUAAAAGUGGCUGCUAAGUUUUUUGGUAGUAAAUUUGCUUGUGGAUCAAGCGUGACUGGUGAUGAUGAAAUUGUCAUCCAGGGUGACGUUAAAGAUGACUUGUUUGACGUCAUUCCAGAAAAGUGGCCACAGAUUGAUGAAGAUUCCAUAGAUGAUCUGGGAGAUCAGAAGAGAUAAUAAUGCAAUCAAAUUAAUUUCGCACAAUAUUAUUUAACAAUAUCCAAUUUGGUAUUUAUUAUGAAUGAAUGUAUAUAAAAUAAAUACAAAUAUUGGAAUACCAAA
Molecule: messenger RNA, 920 nt
Organism: Cephus cinctus (wheat stem sawfly)
Lineage: Eukaryota; Metazoa; Arthropoda; Insecta; Hymenoptera; Cephidae
Gene: DENR
Product: density-regulated protein homolog
Exons: 5
Coding region: 264-815 (183 amino acids)
Biological process (GO): translation reinitiation; formation of translation preinitiation complex
Molecular function (GO): translation initiation factor activity; mRNA binding
Source: RefSeq, a predicted model, not a curated record